This is a messenger RNA of Arabis nemorensis, 1713 nucleotides long. The record is from the annotation of a GenBank genome assembly. Lineage: Eukaryota; Viridiplantae; Streptophyta; Magnoliopsida; Brassicales; Brassicaceae.
AUGGCGAUUACGGAAGAAAUUCCCCUUCUUGAAGAAAACGUCAUGGACGCCGUUGACCACGCCGGACUUGCUGCCGGAAGAUCCAACACCGGUAGAUGGAAAGCUGCCUCGUUCAUAAUCGGUGUGGAGGUUGCAGAGAGAUUCGCUUACUAUGGGAUCGGAGCAAACCUGAUUAGCUACUUGACCGGACCACUUGGUCAAUCCACGGCGGUCGCAGCCGCUAAUGUCAAUGCUUGGUCGGGUAUUUCCUCUCUUCUUCCUGUUCUCGGAGCUUUUGUCGCCGACGCUUUUCUCGGUCGGUACCGUACAAUUCUUAUCGCUUCUCUUAUCUACGUAUUGGGACUGGCACUUUUGACUUUAUCAGCGUUUCUGGUUCCGAUCAGUAGGCCGACAUAUCAGAAUGCGGAAGUGAUGACCUCUUCACCUUCUCCCUUGCUCAAUGUGCUUUUCUUCUUCUCUUUGUAUCUGGUGGCUAUUGGACAAAGUGGACAUAAGCCUUGUGUUCAGGCUUUUGGGGCAGACCAGUUCGAUGAGAAAGACCCGAAAGAGAAACUUGACAGAAGCUCGUUCUUCAACUGGUGGUACCUUAGUAUGUCUGCAGGGAUAUGUUUGGCGAUUGUAGUUGUUGUGUACAUUCAAGAAGCCGUCAGCUGGGCACUCGGUUUUGGAAUCCCGUGUGUGUUCAUGGUGAUCUCUCUUGUUCUUUUUGUUCUUGGGAGAAGGAGUUACAGGUACGCUAAAAGUAGACAGGAAAAGGAGAUCAACCCCUUUACCAGGAUAGGUAGAGUCUUCUUAGUAGCAUUCAGGAACCGAAGAUUGAGAUCUUCGCAAUUGUGUCAAAUUCAGACUGAGCUGGAGGGAAAUCCAUCUCAAGGAUCUCCAGAGAGGUCUAGGUUUCUCAACAAAGCCUUGCUUGCUCCAAAUGCAUCUACUGAAGGGGGAAAUGAAUGCAGUAUUAGUGAUGUCGAAGAUGCCACCGCUCUUGUCAGGCUUAUUCCAAUUUGGCUUACAACUCUCGCCUACGCCAUGCCUUACGCGCAAUAUAUGACUUUCUUCUCAAAGCAAGGCACCACUAUGGAAAGAACAAUAGUUCCCGGAGUAACGAUCCCGGCUGCUUCUCUUCAGGUGAUUCUCGGUAUAUCAAUUGUGCUCUUUGUCCCCAUCUAUGAACGUGUUUUGGUCCCGAUCGCCAGGUCCAUAACCAAAGAUCCUUGUGGCAUCACUACGCUAAAAAGAAUUGGAACCGGAAUGGUACUAGCAACUCUCACUAUGGUGGUUGCAGCUAUGGUUGAGGUAAAGCGGCUCAAGACUGCAAAAGAACACGGACUUAUAGACCAACCGAAAACAACCAUUCCAAUGUCGAUAUGGUGGUUAAUCCCUCAGUAUAUGUUGCUAGGUUUGGCUGACGUACUCACUUUAGUGGGAAUGCAAGAGUUCUUCUACAGCCAAGUCCCCACGGAGCUGAGAAGUAUCGGUCUCUCACUUUACUUAAGCGCGUUGGGCGUGGGAAGCUUAUUGAGCAGCUUACUCAUCUCUCUUAUCGACUUGGCCACUGGAGGAGACGCCGGAAACAGCUGGUUCAAUAGUAAUCUGAACAGAGCCCAUCUCGAUUACUUCUACUUGUUACUUGCAGUUAUUAGCGCGAUCGGGUUCUCUGCUUUCUUGUUCAUUUCUAAGUCGUAUGUCUAUCGUCGGGUGGACGGAGGAGUGUAG